AUGCACGAAGACAGGGAAGAUGUUAAACCAAAAAUUAAUAUCAUAAUUGACUAUGAAGGGCAAACCUGUACGGUCAAAGUCAAGCCUGGAAUGCAAUUUCAGAAAGUAUUUGAUGCUGCUGAAAAGCGAUUCGGUAAAGAACCUGGAACAUUCAAAUUCAUAUUUGAGGGACAGCGGGUGCGCCCAGAGAUGACACCAGCGGAUCUCAACAUGGAGGAUGGCGACGUGAUUGAUGCCCAUUUACAACAGCUCGGCGGGGGACGUUCACACUUUAGUGGAUAG
This is a messenger RNA of Fibroporia radiculosa, 282 nucleotides long. RefSeq lists its product as uncharacterized. Gene Ontology annotation, cellular component: nucleus. Gene Ontology annotation, biological process: protein sumoylation. The transcript has 6 exons. Lineage: Eukaryota; Fungi; Basidiomycota; Agaricomycetes; Polyporales; Fibroporiaceae. Gene Ontology annotation, molecular function: ubiquitin-like protein ligase binding; protein tag activity. Bases 1 to 282 code for a protein of 93 amino acids. The record is from RefSeq and is a predicted model, not a curated record.